This is a messenger RNA of Aspergillus thermomutatus, 855 nucleotides long. RefSeq lists its product as uncharacterized. The record is from RefSeq and is a predicted model, not a curated record. The transcript has a single exon. Lineage: Eukaryota; Fungi; Ascomycota; Eurotiomycetes; Eurotiales; Aspergillaceae. Bases 1 to 855 code for a protein of 284 amino acids.
AUGACAGACCCAACUUCUUCUAUCUUCUUCCGGCUCCCUCCAGAACUACGCCUUGAAAUCUACCGGCAUGCGUUCUCCAUCUAUCCCAACGCGAGAACUAGGGUGGGUAAAUUCAAGCUCAAUGAACAUGAUGAAAGUGCUCUUUCCAAAGGCUAUGAGGUGUACAUUCAUCCCACAAAAGCCCAUGCCUCCAUGUACAGAGGAGCUCCGGACGAAUAUCGUUCCCAAGAGGACCAGGAUCGCCUCCACGAGUAUCGCUACACACCACAAGAAUUCCUGGCCAUUCUCAGCGUCAGCAAGACAGUGUACAGUGAAGCGAUGCCCCUGUUCUACUCGGAGACAUUCUUCUGCUUCUUGAACAAGAACGGACCUUCGAACUUGGUCAGAAGCUUUUUAUUCAAUAUUGGCUCUCAUCGAGUGAAGUACAUCCGUCGGCUGUCCUGCGAGCUCAUACCGCUUAACUUUCCUUGUACAAGCGAGGACAGACCUAGUUUGAAGUGGGUGGCGGUUUUUCUUUCGUGGAUGGAGCAUAUCGAUAUUCUGGAGAUGACUGUGUUCGUUAGCGAGGAGAGACUUCACUUUGGUGAAAGGUACCGAAACCUUAUUCGUGGCAUUCUUGGGGAGGGGGAGCUCAUUUUCGAUGUGCUUUGGGGAUUCCACCACCUGUUGGCCCUUGAAAACAUCGGCACAAUGCGUCUUGUCGGCGAUCCGGACAAAAUGCUGUGGAACCGGGAUGACAGGCUCUUGCUGGAAGGGGUGAAGGGUAGAGAGCUAUUUGAGGGAGACACGGGUCAUCGGCCUCGGGUGGUUUUCGAGCAUCCUGAGGGUCUUGAUGAGAUGGGUGGGAUGUUGUAA